Molecule: messenger RNA, 4014 nt
Organism: Dendronephthya gigantea
Lineage: Eukaryota; Metazoa; Cnidaria; Anthozoa; Malacalcyonacea; Nephtheidae
Exons: 3
Coding region: 1-4014 (1337 amino acids)
Source: RefSeq, a predicted model, not a curated record
AUGGAUAUUUCUGCAAUCUUAUCAGUGAUUUGCGAAGCUGCUCCAUUUACAGCAGCUGCUGCUGAUGCAAAGACAGUUCGGUCAGACAUCAGAAACGAGUGGGCACAUUGCAACUUUGCAAACUGGACUGAAGCCAAAUUUACCGCCGCUUUUCUUUGUAUUGAAACUUUACUGAAGAAUGUGAACUUUCCACCUGAAGAGGAACAACAAAUUUACGACGAUCUGAACACCUGGCGAGAUAAAGGAUUGCAGUUGUGUUUUACUCAACCUGUUGAUAUCGACACAUCGACUUUACUCAAAGAGAGUGUUGAUGAACUUCGUUUAUCUGUGCAGACUUUGAAUUUAGAGAAGGAACAGAUCUCUACAGUACUUCUGAAUAUCAACAAGAUACAAUCAAAAUUGGAGAAGGAAAUUGGCGACCUGCUUGAAAAAGUCGAUAAUAUUGAAAUUCAAGCAAAUAAUAAUUAUAGAGAAAUAGAGCUUCUCAAGGAAGAACGAUCUUUUGGUCAACUUGUAAUGUAUAUUACGGAAAAAGAGAAGCUGCCUUACGUCUUUAGUGCACCGACACGAAAUCGUUAUUUUGUUGGUCGGAUUGACGAAAUCGAAGAGCUUAAACGCAUUUUGAAAGUCGAAGAAACGUCGAACGAAAAAAAAGUCCGUGUCGCAGCGGUUUGUGGAUUGGGUGGCAUUGGUAAAACAAGCCUGGUUACCGAGUAUGCUCAUCAGAUGAAGGAUUUCUACAAGGGAGGUGUUUACUGGUUCUCUGCUGAAGACGAUACGUUUCUUGACAAGUCAGUGAAUGACAUUGCAUCCAAAAUUGUUGCUGUCUCUGAUAAUUCAUUUAAUUCGAAUUUGGCAUUUAUCCUGGGCAAAAUUAGCAUAACCAACGACCCAUGUCUUAUUGUGCUCGAUUGCUUGGAUCAACUUGAACUUUCAUCCAACAUGAUGGAAUUUCUUUCCUUCCCUUCGCACGCAAGUAUCUGUGGACACUUUGUCGUGAUUACCAGGCGAAAUCCAGAGCGACUUCUGAAUGAAGUUUCGGUUUUUGACGAUCAGUCUUAUCUUCAAAUGAAAUGUUUUCAAUCUGAAGAAGCCAAGCAAUUUCUUUUCUUCAGAUCUUGCAUAACUUGUGAUGAAAACGUUGACAGUGAUGCUGAAUAUCUUUGCGAGGAGCUGGGAAGAUUGCCACUUGCUUUGGAACAAGUCGGAGCUUAUAUUAAUAUGCUUAAGUGUAGUUUUUCUUCAUACUUGGAGCAAUAUAAAGCAGAACGCUUGCGACUCCUGGAACAACACAAAGGGCGACAAGUAGCACCAGGUAAAGAGGCAAAGGAACGUCUUGCUGUCCACACAACAUGGCGAAUCAACAUGGAGCAUAUAAAAGAAAGUCCGAAUGGUGAGGAAGCUGUGCGAUUUUUGAAUGCUUGUACGUUUUUCAACCCAAACGAGAUUGAGGAAGAAUUGAUCAACGUUGGAAAGCCUGAAGUGGAAGGCACCUCGUAUCGUAAAUGUGUGUCAUCGCCAUUGGGUAGCCGUCAGAUUCUGAAAUUAUUGACUGACUUUUCACUAUUCAAGUAUGUCGAUGCACACUCUAGAUCUGUCGCUACCCAUCGCUUGGUCCAGGAAUUGGUCAAAGAAAGCCUGGAUCUUGGCUCGAAAGCAAAGAGUUUCACUGAUGCUUUGCGGAUGCUUUCUUAUGCAUUCACCAAAUGUCCUUCACCCAGUGAUUUUGUGGAGGUGGACGAAGAAAAUGACGAGGAGCAAUACUUAGCAAUUUCUGAAUUACAAAAGAACUCUUCCCAAUUCUACAUGUGGUCUAAAUUUUGUAUGCAUGGCCAUCAUCUUCGCAGAAGUAUGGAGGAUUUGUUACAAUCUCCGAUGCACUCCGUUUGUCUCGAUUCACUAUGGUUUCCUGAAACAGCAAAAAUGUUUUACGAAUGUGCUGUUCAUUCAAGUGCAAAUCAUAAACAGAAUGAAGCUAAACGCACUUUGAACUUUACCUACCGUAUAUUAGACUGGCUGCCGUCAAACGACUGUGCGACAAUAGAACGCGAUAUUUCAAAUAAUUCGUUGUUUCCUCUUCGUAUUCCUUUACCAAAGCAUUUGCAAGCCGAGAUCAAACAGUUUUGUACGCCCCCUUCUGUUGUUAGCGAAGUUCUGACUGAGUUACCUGGUCCAAAAAAUGUUGAUCUUGAUAAAUCGAAAGAGCUGCAAAAUAACAAACAGGAUGUUCGCUCAGACGACUCAUGUGAAACAUAUUCUUCAGUAAACGAUUCGGCACAAAAAUGGGAAAAUUUCUCGUCAGAGGAUGCGAAAGAUAACGUAACACCUCUGUCACCUCGUCCUGAUUGUUGGAAAGGUUAUGCUGAAAAGGCUUUGGCACUUAAACGCUCGGGAAAUGAAGUCAGUGCUGAAAUAGCUGCUGCUUUAGCUUUUUAUCACAAUAGGAAUAUUUUUUCCGACUAUUCUUUAUUAAACGACUCUUUCUUGGACCUGCAGAAUCGUAUUUUUAUCUGCGAUUCUGUUCAUGAUCUGCGAAAAGCGAUUUAUUCGCAUGAACUACAACAAGAUGAUGUGUUAAAAUUUCUUCUUCUGGAAUCACAGGAGUAUAUCCUAAAUGUUGCAACAUUCGCCAAGCCGUGGAACAACUGCGUCCUUGUUGGAACAGCAAAAAGUUGUUCUGUUUCCCUGAAAUUAGAUGGCAGCAUUGACUUGUUAAAAUGCAUGCUGGUAAAUCUGUCAUUUCAUUUUGAUAAAGGUCAAUUGAAUUGUUUGCCUGAGUCGUUCGUUAAAUUGCUUGGCUGUAACUUCACUUCUGAUGGUGUAAACACGGACACCGUAACAACUCGGGGUGAUUUCAAUGCAGAAAAAUGCAAUUUUGAAUACAGUGAAGGCGGUGGUCUUUCAUGUUUCGGAAAAGGAAUCGUCGUUGUCGCUGAAUGUUCCUUUCGUUUCAAUAGAAAUGAGGGAAUAACAGUGAAAAGGGACGUGAAUCUGUCAACAUUGGAAACCGCGGAUGCAUCGACUUUUAGUGCGGUUGAUUGUGAUAUUCACCAUAAUUGGCUGGAUGGGAUGUUGAUCUUUGACUGCGAGAAUGUUUCGCUGAUACGCAAUAACAUUUUUUCUAAUGGCCAUAGCGGAGUAUAUACGAGCAAUUCUACGCCGGAAAUAAGAGAAAACAAUAUUUUUGAUAACGAUUCGUGGGGAAUUUUCUCUGGACAGAGUUCAGGUUGCCAUAUAUCAACGAACCGAGUUUUUCGCAAUAAAAAUGGGGGGAUUAGUAUGAGAAAUCGAGGUUCCACAAAGAAGUUUGUUCCAUGGGUCGUUGAAAUGAAUGAAAUUUAUGAUAAUGGUGGCCCUGGAUUUUUGGGCAAUAUAAAUAAAUUUCCAAUAAUGUUCACAAAAGAUGAAUAUUUAAGGAAUGCAAACAAAUAUAAAGAUAACAAAGUCUGGAAUAAUUUGGAAAGGGAAAUCGUUGAUCAUUUAGACAUUUCGGUUUCGUAUUGUUCCCAUUGUCAUAUGAAUUGCCCACUUUACAAGUGUGAAAAGUGCUUUACGGCUGCGUAUUGCAGCUUAACUUGUAGAAAAAAACAUUUGUCAAAGCACAAGAAGGUAUGUAAAGUUUUACGAGAGAAGUCAAGUUAUUUGAUCGCUUCCUUGGGGGGGGCUGUUUCCAAAGAUGUUAUUGCAGCCAUUGAUGGUCUAAAAGAAAUUGGUCCAAUAUUCAGUUCAGCCCCACCACGAGAUGGAACGAAGUUUGUUGUUAAAGUCAUGAACGUAUUUACAAGUGAUAAACACAGGGGAAAAAAGGGAGAAAGAACCCUCGUGCUGUACGAUCGUUCCCUUAAACUUUCGCUCACGUUUAGUUCCAUUGUCAUGACUGAGCUUGUUAAAGAAUUUGGCGUUCUAUGCGAGAAAAAAGUUUCAGAGAAAAAACUUUUUCUCUAUUGCCAGUUUGAAGGCAAAGCAGGGCUUCGACUAUUCACAAAUGAAUUUGCUGAGUUUCAAAAGUGGUAA